Cyphellophora attinorum is the source of this 1779-nucleotide messenger RNA. Its product is annotated as Thioredoxin-like protein AAED1. The coding region runs from base 1 to 1779 and encodes 592 amino acids. NCBI's taxonomy places the organism in Eukaryota, Fungi, Ascomycota, Eurotiomycetes, Chaetothyriales, Cyphellophoraceae. The record is from RefSeq and is a predicted model, not a curated record. The transcript has a single exon.
AUGCGGCCCUCUACGAACCAGAAUCUGCUAUUGCCUCUUCCCGGCACACCCACAGCCUUGCCCGAAUUCGGCCGUCCCAGUUCAGAUGAGGUACAUAUAUUUCAACCCGACGAGCCACCGUCGCAAAAUUCCCUACGUCGCCUCGCCAAUUAUCCGCUCUAUGACUCCUCUGGCGCCUCACUCCCACUCUCGUCACUGUUCUCGCCGACAUGUCUUCGCAAGACCCGAAUGCUCCUCAUCUUCAUCCGGAACUUCUUUUGCGGCAAUUGCCAGCAGUACCUCGUCAAGCUGAACGAGGUCAUGCCGCCGUCCAGCCUACCCGCUGACACUGCCCUUGCCAUCAUCGGCUGUGGCGCGCCAACAUUGCUCCCAUCCUACCUCGAGUUGACACAUUGUCCCUACCCAAUCUACACCGACCCAUCGGCGCAAUUGUAUCCCAAACUCAAUAUGCAGCGCACCCUCAAAAUGGGCGACUAUGCACCGGACUACAUCCACACAGGCAUAUUUGUUAGCAGUCUGCAAUCGAUUGUGCAGGGCCUGAAGCGGCUACCGAAAGGUGACGUCCGAAAGGCGGGAAAUAUGGACCAGAACGGUGGGGAGUUUCUAUUCGUGCGGCGCGAGGGCAGUGUUGGCUGGGGAGGAGAUUGCUGGGCGGAUGACUGGCGCGUCACCUGGUGUCAUCGAAUGCGGAACACCCGAGACCACACGGAAGCGGCGCGCUUACGAAUAGUGCUGGGCAUCGACAAAGACCCGUCACAGAAAUGGCCACUAGCAGCAGGCAUGACCGAGAGGGAUCGAUACAGGACUGUGGGCAAGCCAUGGGCAAACGGGUCGAAGACUACGACGAAAAUCACAUCUCCGGCAAUGGGAAAGGAGAACGAGAAGCCGCUCAAACACAAGCGGAGCACGACUCUAUCCUCCCUCAGAACGCUCACAAGCAACGGAAACAGCAACGGAACGAAGAGACAUCGCGUGCUGCAGUCGAUUAGCAACACAAUAUCCCGUCCAGGUACAUCACGAACCCACAAGAAGUCCGCCAGUGCCAGCCCCAAUCCUCAGCAGAUGUCCUCGCCAUUCGUCUCAGAGCAAGAUGGUUUCGACCCAUCAGCACCGGCGCCCCGGACAGUCGCUAUGGCGGCAUGGGAUCGGCCCGAAGAGCUGAAGUCGGGUUAUUCUGACCGGGAAGUAUUACAAAAGUCAGAAAGCCAUGGACGCCCUGUGCAGCAGCCGGAGAAGAAGGAUAAGAAGAUAUCCAAGUCGAAAGCAAAGGACGAAUCAGAGGACAAAUCACAGUCACAGACUACGCGAAUACUCUCGGCAACAUCCAGGGAGCAGCCCACUACCCGCAAGCGCGCCACUUCUCGAUCAAAAGCUGCAGCACAAGUCCUAAACUUACGCCUUGCACCAAUUACAAAGGGGAACAUUGCCAAAUUCAACAAAUCGACCGACAACGUAGCUCUUGGAACUGGUGACUCGGAAAGCCACGUAGCCAUCUUCUCGGUCGUCACUCCGGCGCAGACAACUGGAAGGCCUAGUGUUUCGGCAGCAAGGCUUGACAGAGACGUGUACUAUACGUAUGGGGAGCCGGGGACCGCAAAUGGGCAGAGCAGUGUACGGAGUAGCUUGGAUGGGCAAUUAGGAUCGCCGUUGCCCUUGCCUGUUGGAGGACCUGUUGGCGGGUCUGUGCCCAUCGGUGUAGGUGGAAUCUUUGAGCGCAUGGGUACCACAGGACGUGCAAAAGAUAGAGUCCAAGGACUGGGAAUGGCUGUCCGGGCUUGA